UCACCACUUCCAUCAACUCCUCCCACCCAUCUUUCUCCUCUCUCUAACUACCAUAUGCAGUGGUCUAGUAUGUAGUGAGAGAGAAAAAAAGAAAAAGAAAAGGAAAUGGAGGGAGUGUCAGUCACCAUGUACAGAGAACUGAAGGGUUACUGGAGGAAGAGAGGCUACGAGCGGCUCAACGGUACCGGUCGUCGGCGAAAAACCCGGGUGGAGCUGGCAAGAGCCGGCGGCGGUUCGAACCGGAGGUGCAGGCGGUUCUGGAAAAUCAAAAUCAGUCCGAAACUCCGUUUCUCACCCAAGAAAUUCCUCAUCGGGCUUCGCGACGCCUACGUCAGCUUCAUGCUCCGGAUUGGCAAUUCCCGGGUCAUCAGCAGCGGGUUCGGUGGACUCGUGGACGAUUCCAUGGGCGGGUUCGGAAGGAGACCGGUUAAGGAGUACGAUGAGAAGAUGAUCGUUGAGAUAUACAAGUCAUUGUUGGUGGCGCAGGGUCAAUUGGUGCACCGCGAUGCACCUAAAAUUGGCUCUCAUCAGAUCGUUUGUCGACAGUAAGAAAUGUGAGAAAGUAUGUUAUUAUUACUGCACACAAUUUAAUAACUCAAAUCAAUAAAUUGUUUUGCUUUCACUUUUCUAUUUUAUCUUCUUAAUAAUUAGGAGUUUAA
Camellia sinensis is the source of this 659-nucleotide messenger RNA. The record is from RefSeq and is a predicted model, not a curated record. Lineage: Eukaryota; Viridiplantae; Streptophyta; Magnoliopsida; Ericales; Theaceae.